UUAUCUUCAGCACUUUCACACGCCUCCUUUGAAAGCUGUGCAAAUAGACCUAUAAAAAUUAUCUUGGUGUGAUCAUUAUUGCAUUACUAUAGGAAUCAGUCCUUGUCAUUUGAAAACUUGAGCAGAGUCAGAAUGAAAUACAGAGCAGGUUUUCUGAAAGUGAUGUGUGUCUGGAUGGUGAUUCUGAUGCAAAGCUUGCAUGCAGGACAUGCACCAAAGAAACAUGCUGCUGGUAGUUCGUGCAAGCUGAGAGAGCUGACAGCCCUCACCAAAAGUCAAACUGAAGAGAGCUUGGCAAGUUUUGACGAAGCCAAUGGGAAGCACCUUGGCACUUGGUCCCCAGGCUUCCCUCAGCUCCAGGUCCACCAGAACUCUCCUCUCCAUCCGUCAAAAGUUCAGUGCAGCCUCCUCUUCAUGGCUCAAGGCCUGGAGAAAGUCCUGGAGGACCAGAGGAGGAACCUGAAUCCCACAGAUGUCUCACUUGACAAGAAGCUUGGGGAUACCAUCUCCACGGUCAACAUGCUCGCAAUGUGUGUGAAGAAAAUUCUCGGUGGGGAAUGCUCCCCGAAGCCAUCCCCACCAGAAAUGCCCAAGCAUGCGUUUGAUAGGAAGCAGUGGAGUCACACUCUGUUGAAGACAGCCAGGGACUAUCUGGACUGGAUGGAGCGUAAGCUUGGGGUCCAAAAUUCAAAGGUCAAAGGGAAAAAUAAGAUAAAACGUACAGUUACUGAGGCAACACGUCACAAGUAUUUGGAGGGGAGUGGAAACCUCUUGUAAUUUUUUAACACAAGCUGAUCUCAGUUUGUGACGCAGAAAUGGUUUACAGUUUAUGGACGCUUUUCUUUAACAGUGAAGGAUUUUUUCAAGAUGUUAAUGCUUAUUUAAGUUGUCUCAGUUUUCAUACUCUGUAAGAAUGAAUGGAUGGAUUUAAUGUAAUUUUUUACAAGAGGUUUUUUUUUUUUUACACACAGCCUAGGUGAAAUAGCUGAUUACAUUUUGCAUUUUUUCAGCUGUUUAUAUUACCCCCGUAUUAACACCACACUUUUUAAAAAUCUUCAUGUUAAGUUAAAAUGACCAGCUGCUAGCUGUAGCUUCAUGUUUACUUCACAGACAUAAGAGUGGUAUCGAUCUUCUCAUCAAGCUCUUGACAAGAUAGAUAGACAGAAGUGUAUUUCCCAAAAUGUCUAACUAUUCCUCUAAAAGCUAUAUCAGAAAUGGCUUUGUUCAAAUAAACUUGAUGCUUUUCAGCAACUGACAUUGUUCCCAUGUGACUAUAAUUAAUCAACUUGCCAAAGAGGCAAAUUAAAAGGGGCUCUAAUACAUUUCUUAAUUACGACAGUUUGUUUUCUCAGCCUUCACAAUGAUUAAUUGUUUUGCUCUGGCCAUCCAUCCCUUGUGAGCGGGCUACGUUGCCUGAGGUAGAAAGAGAAGCUGAUAAGAAUCACCUUCAGAGAGAGCCACCAGUUUGGACUCCAAUCACUAUAUUUCACGGUGAAAUUUGUGGACAGAUGGACAGUGCAUGGUACGGCAGAUAAGUCUGUCACACUCCCAUCAAAGCAAUGCAGGAGAACAACACUGUAACAAAGAUUAAUGUGGGCCUCGUCUUCCUCAAAUUAAGUAAUCAAUUAAUAUUCAAUAAAAGUUCCAAUGUUUCGUGGGUCUGAAUGAACUUCAAAUGAGUCUACAUGAUGUUGAAAAUCAGCCAAGUCCCUGAAAUGUUACAUACUUGAACAUGGACAUUUUCUAAUAACUAUAUACUUUCCUACACAAGACUGUCGUGGAAAUUCAAAUCAAACUCAAAUGGUUUUUUUUUUUGUUUUUUUACAAAAUACUUUUUGAAUGCAUGUACCUUCUGUUUGUGCACUAUUUCCACUGAUGCUCAAUUUGGCUAAUAAAAUAAAAUGCCUGGUGAGUUCAAGUUCACUUGGCACUGCUUGAUCAUGCA
Messenger RNA from Siniperca chuatsi (mandarin fish), 1945 nucleotides. RefSeq lists its product as uncharacterized. The record is from RefSeq and is a predicted model, not a curated record. The transcript has 3 exons. The coding region runs from base 133 to 777 and encodes 214 amino acids. Lineage: Eukaryota; Metazoa; Chordata; Actinopteri; Centrarchiformes; Sinipercidae.